Messenger RNA from Amoebophrya sp. A25, 6585 nucleotides. Lineage: Eukaryota; Dinophyceae; Syndiniales; Amoebophryaceae. The record is from the annotation of a GenBank genome assembly.
AUGCUGCGCAAUCCUCAUCGGAUGAGCAUCGCUGAAUUUUCGGAACUGUAUGAUGAAGUGGAAUUCCAGGCGGAAGUGAAGUUCCUAACUAGCUUUAUCACGAUUCCGCAGCUCCGUGAAGUUGUCCAGCUUAUCUCGGAAGUGAAUCCAGAGACCGGAGAGCGGGAGUUCUCCAUCGACCAGUUCGUGAGGACCUUGGGCUGGUUGUCCGAGAAGGUGGUGACACCCCGCGACCUGGUGUACAUGAAGUCUGCGGCAUCGCACGCACUAACGAAAAUUACCAGCAUUGAAGAGGAAAACAACAAGACUGUGGUGCUCGUGAUGCAGCGACUAGACGCUAUAUUCAAAGACUCGCAGGAGGUAAUUCAUAUUUUUCGUAGAAAAAUACAAUAAAGAUCAUCAGAUGACGAAUUUCUAUGCAUUGCUGUACGAACGGUCACUACAACGAACUAGGUCUUCCCGCUUUUGCUGCGAGGAGAAAGCGUGUCUAGCUACGGUGAUCGAGCGCGUACACGCCAAGAGGUGACACAGACGAUGAGCGAUCUUCUGAUGUAUAUGGGCCCCCAGCAGCCAGGUGCGACAGCAAAGGACCACCGUGCAGUAGGAAAGCACGAGCUCGAGGUAGCAAGGGCACGGCGGAAAGCGCACUCUCAGGCAGCGCGGGCCAAGAACAUGCCGCCGCCGCGCGCGCCGGCCAUUGCUAUCGCUGCAGCGCAGAUGGCGAACCCUCAGGCACUGGACGACGUCACCUCGGUCACGUCAGACUACCUCAUGUUAAGUCUUUGUAUUACAACAAUUUGUACUUCAGAUGUAGCUAGACGUCCACCUCAAAGUGAACACACUACACUUCGUGACGGAGAGGAAGUUCGGGAGUCGUGUGUCAGGAUGAAAGAUGCGCAAGAUGACGUCUCUCUAAAUAUCGACUAUGCGAGCGACGGGGCUUCGGUAGUUGAAGACGAGGAUGGGAUGCCCGGACUACGUCGUCGGGCUUCGGGCACGAAACUUAAGACUACUGUAGUUUCAUCUUUAAAAAGACGAUUUGUUUUUACGGCGAAGUAUUUCUAUUUUAUGUCGGAAGUGUGUACUUACAACUUAGAGUUAGAGAUGUACUUCUAAAAAAACGUUGCAAGUUCUUAACAACUCUAAUAAGAAAGGAUCUUCAGGGCAGAUGCUGGGAAAGGACGAGGUUGAGCUACAAAAGAGGGCAGACGAGGGGAUGCAUCCGGUCUGGGUCCCUAUGGUCGAAACAUUCUCGCCAAUCUUCACACAAGCGGAGUACGAGCAGCUGAGGCUAGCAGACAAAAUCAAAGCUAUUUAUCCAGGUGAGCCAAGUUUUUUUCCGGCGUCUCUUUGUAGUACCUGUCGUAGAAGACUCUUUGAUGUUAGCUGUUGUUGCAGUUGAGAACCGCGGUGGCAUAUAGUGCGACUUGUUCGACCACUACCUAGCUAAACUAUUGCCUUUGCAUGUGUUGCAAUAUGUCAAUUUUUGUCAUCAUUUUUCGCAACAGAAUUGCAUCCGAACCACGUGGAAGAACAUCCAGACGCUUAUGUAAUCGGCCAGCAGCACGGGUUGGCUGGCUGGUCGUGCCAUGCAUGGAACGAGUUCGAUUCGGCAUUGAUCAACCAAUGCAACGACUGGACUGACAAUACGCGUGCGCUCCUGUCGCGAAGGCAUGAGAACUACCACCGACGCAACGUCGAGGAAGUUGCGCGCCUAGAGGGCCUUUUCAAACAGGUAAAAGUAGGGUUUCGAACACGAAACGAUCUGCCUUUUACUGGAUUCUAUUUCGGGCAGGCGCGUCGGCGAUCAGGAGAUCUGAGCAGCGUUGAGCCGAGUGCACCGACCAACGAGGGCGGGGAGGCGAUCACUGAAGAUCCGGCGAAAGCACGUCGCCAGGGCCGUGGUAGCUCCUCGCGCUUGCGGCUUGGCAGUCGAGAUGAUGAGAACGACGAGGGUGGGAUAAAUGUAAAGCGUCUUGCGGCAUCAGUCAUACAGAAUGUACGACAGAGCGGCCUGCUGGCUUGCUUGCCAGCUAGUUGUCGAAGGCGGAUUCUCGCAACCCAAGCAGGUCAUUGGUGCUGCGGUGGUAGGGGCCCUGGGGCGCGAUUCGUGGGAGGCGCGAACGCUGCUGCCCAGGCCGUAUAUAAGCGAGUCGGAUCCGCCGCGAGCGUGCUGAUCGGAAGCAAUGAAGGACACACUGCAACUGACGGCGAAACGGACGGCACGCAAAGCCCAGGAAGUCGUGCUGCCGGAGGGCAGCGUCUUGAGCGGAUUGACACCAUGUCUUCGGUCGUCGCCGCGAACAUGUUCGCCAUGACUCCACGCAGUCUGGAGAGCGGGACGCCUCGAGGAGGCGACGGGAGGGAGGACGGCGCGUCUGUCGGUGGAGGUGCUAUUGGUAUAAAUGCACGUGGCGGAAGAGGACAAGGAUCUGAAUGUGGCGAUAGUAGAAGGAUCAGCAAAAUGUCCUCUGCUUCUGCGCUGUCCGCAGCUUCCUUAGAUAGCGCGGGUGAGACAGGUGGCGACGGAGCUGGAGCAGAUGCAGGGGCCGGGGGAGAAAACGAGGAUACGCAGAGUAUGGUGUUUUUCCGGGAAUUGAUCAAUGCUGCUUUAUUUCCGAGCGAGUGCGUUUGGUGCAGCAUUGCCCUCCUCCACGCUAUUUUGAUGGGCCUGGAGCUGGAAACGCGAACGAACUACAACGGGGAGGGGUCAGACGCAUCGGCGGGUCGCAGUGGCAAUGAUACGUGGCGGCCAGUAGAGCUUGCUUUCUUAGCCUUUUUCUUGGUGGAAAACUACAUUCGCUACCUUCUUUUCAUUCAGCUCGAGUACCACGGCGAUUUAGUACUCACUUUGGGCAUACUUCCGCUCCGGAAGUACAUUCUGACCUCGACACUGAUGCUGCCAUGCGAAAUUUGGUAUCCGACUGUUUCGGUUGCGCGUUGAAAUAGCGUAAAAGUGUACCAAGUACUUUAAUUUUCUUGAUUGAAUUCUCGAUCUUGAUCAGACUUUCCUCCCUUUCAAUAUCAUAGGUAUUUCAUUCGCUGCGAUCCCUAUGCGGGCUUUGAUCUUUUUCUGAUUUGCGUCGCCGGAUUUGGUAACAUUAGCAUACUACCGUUUCGGCUUCCACUAGUGCAGUUUUUGCGGUUUGCGCGACACGAUUUCGCGCGUGCGGACGAACUUUGGCUUCUGUUGCAAGGAAUGCAAUCGGCGGUGCGAACGCUCUUUUGGGUAGGUAUUGGUGGAACCAUCAUGAUCUACGUGAUCACCAUUUUCGGCAUGCUCUUGCUCCGAGACCAGAACUUUCCAGGCGGAGAAGAAUACUUCGGCACGCUCUCGAGAGGCUUCGUAACUGUGAUGCAAGUUGCGACUUUUUUAAGGCCAUUUUUUAGCAGAUUUUAUGUAUUGGGAGAAAGCCUCUGACAAGAUGAGUUCGAUUUGUUCCCCGUAAAGUUUUCUCUUCUGUCGACCUCUAACGUCUGACGGCUGGUCGUCCGUAGCCAAGCCCAUGGUAGAUUCUGGGAAUGUAUCUUUCAUGUUCUUCGCCUGCAUCAUUAUGCUGAUGAAUUUUGGUCUUUUGAAUAUCGUGAUUGGUAUUUUUUGUGAGACAGCCUACGAAAUACUGGACGAGAGGCGGAAACGCACAGAUAUGCGCACAUACUCCGAAAUGAGAGCAGACAUGUCGAAUCUGCGUUCAAGAUUGGCGGAAUACUUGAGCUUCGACACGGAAGGGGAAGUUUACAUUUAAGAAGGAAUGUGAAUCUUCGACUUAAGUGCAACAACUUCAUCUUUGAAAUUUUAUCUUUCACAGGGAAAGUUGGGAUUAUUAGACAGUGCAAAGCGCGAAAGCAUGAAGAGUGGAGAAGAUAUAUAUAACUUUGAAAUGGGUUUGAUCGCUAAUACAAGGACAGAAGACUCCUGGACAAGAUGCUCACGAUGAAUCCGAAAAGGAGGACAACACAAGGGAACGAUGGCGCAUUAGGAGCACCUGGGGGUUCGUCUUUAUGGAAAGGACUGUAGGGUUUUCGUUCCUGUACGUGCGGCCGUCCGAAGUUGACCUUGCUGACAAGGCACGAAAUUUUCCUUCCUUUUGACGAGACAAAGUGACGAUAGACUGAUACGCCUGUCUUGAACAUAUUGCAGCUUGUCAAUCGUACUAGAAAAACAAUAAGUACAACAAACAUGAUCCUACAUCUCCGAACAAUCCUUGUUUCAUGUAAUGCCGCAUUCCACAUAGCGGGACUGUCGCACAAGGAACUGCAGGUGAUUUUGGAUACGUUGGAUGUUGAUCCCACUGAGCACGGAGAGCAGCAGAUGGCAGAGUUCUUCACAGCCUUAGAAGCAUGGCAGCGCCAGCAAGUGCGUGCCAUCGAUCUUUUCGCACUUAGGGUCUACAGCGAGGAACUUUUGAGACGUGUAACGCGGCUUCGUGAGUUACUCCAUUCAGUGCAUCGUGAGUACGGAAGGCACCUGCCAAGAAUGGCCCACGAUCUGCAUAAAGCGAAGCAUCAACUCUUAUGGACGAUUGGUGUGAGUAUUUGUACUGCGUGUCUAGUUUGUUGUCAAAGAGGAGAGUGUCAUUUUGUUCCAGAACGACGAGGGGCUUGGGACGAGAUACAACUAGAUUAUUCUCGCAAAGGUACAACGUUCUUACUUCAUAGCUGGAGCCUGCAAGGCUAUGGCCAGCUUGGAGUCAUUUUACCACCUUCAUAUGCGUAUCCGAAAGUAGUAAAGCAAGACCGGUUCAAGAGUGCUAUUCGGCGGACACUGAUGGCGCAACGCAUGUCCAAGGUGUUGGGUGCGGACCAGCACAAGAAGCUCUUAGACGAAGCAGAAGCGGACUUGUCUAAGUGGAGGGUACAGGUGCGGGAAAGCGACGGAUUGCAAAGCCAACUCGGGCAUGUAUAUUAUGCUGCCUAAGUAGCUCGUCCAGUAAGAAAAAAACUAAAUGGACUGGCAUACCCCUUGUGCACCCCUCGUAGUCGACAACCAAAAUUCACAACUCAAGAUAUAAUAAGGGACUGUGCACGCAAAUGUCGUCUCUAACAUGAUCUUGAAACCUCCGAUCAUCGGCGCGGUGUUCCAAAGGACGACGAUGUUGAAGCGUCUUCUAGGCGACCAAGUGCCUCGGUUCUGCGAGGAAAGUCGCCGAAGUUGAACUUUCACAAGCUUGCGUCAGCUGCGAGCGGAUCCCGGUCUCUGGAUUCUGAUGCCUCACAAGGUAUUAGUGGUCUAUUUAGUGGAAGUUUCACGGCAAUGAAAGCGGCAAAACAACUAAAGCGCAGCGCAAGCGCGGCUUCAAGCAGGCGCGGAAGCGACGCGUCGGACCCUGGUUGCACACCGGCUAAAAAAGUUAUGACUGGUUUCACUGUCUUGUUCUCUCUUUGAGUUGUGUGUUCGAAAGGUCGAGCCGAAAUUACUGGGUAGUUUCAACGUCAACUAUCCAUUGGUAGACAACAUUUCAGCCAGGUCGUUUCUGUCUUCAUUGUUGCUGUGUCCCAGAAGCGCCGUGUCCUAAAUGCGGAGGCACGGGCGGCAGAAGUUCCAGGUUUGGCGCCUACCGAAUCGUGGCGCAUGAAGGAGUGGGGUAAGCGAACACGUGCGGUUCAGGCUACUGAGUUUUUAAGGGCCGAGUUCCUACGUCGGCGUACCGAAAACCUGAAGCUGAAGCGCGAGGUACUGAAGAUUCUACUGCGCUUUUCCAUUUUGAUUUCCUUCUAGAUACGUAAUUUCCUUGCGCUCACCAGUUAAGACCUUUCUGCAUCAUGAUCAAUGCUUUGAAAAUACAUGAAAGAGAGAGAGCACAGAUUACCGGAAUGGCGUACCCAUCAUUCUCCUAACAUCUCAUUAGCGACAAAGCGCCAUAAAUCUGACGUCUUUGGAAGAGCGGGCUGCAAAAAAGCGCGUACGCGAGGAAGGUACGCAAAAUAACAAAGAACGGCGCAUAGACGAAGCACGCAAGUCAAUCAUAACCGGUUCAAGUGGUGUUUUCUCUUCGCUUUUCGGAGGUGGCACCUGAAGAUGUAGCCACCACGUACGCUGGCGUCGAGAGUCAUGUCAUACUAACAGUUAUCAAUCACGAAAUGUCACACUCUUAGUCUGCUACAUGUCAAGAACACCCGAAAAACUACUUUGCUAGCAAAUAGAAUACAUGUUACUAGAUUACAAUUGCAAUCUACUACCUGAUUAUGCCUACUGAAUACUUGUUACGCUUAAUUGGAUCACCUAUUUGAAAGUACUGUAAAAUCAUGAAGCUGGUGAUAUCAAUGAUUCCUUUUCCGUUGGUUACUUGCGCAAUGCUUGCGUCGGCGCUCGAGGUUGGACUGCUACAGGAUGAACAGACGAUGCAAGUACUGCGUGUGGUCAACAAAUAAAAGUCGUGGACCACCACGUCUUUGAUUCAAGAAACGAGAAGAUCUAAGCUUCUUCAGCAGGAGCAUCGGCUUCGCUCGACCCAGUCUCUCUGUAGCCCUCCCGGUGUCCUUUUGUGCGAAUAUAGACAGUAAAAAAAAGUACUGAAAAUACUGUCGAGAUAGACGACUAAUUCUUCUGUCCUUGCGUAAACUGGUUUGCAAUUACGAAAUGCC